AUGGAAUCAGGAAACCACACGGAAAUAUCAGAAUUCCUCCUCCUGGGUCUCUCAGAGGAUCCUGAACUGCAGCCCCUGCUCUUUGGACUGUUCCUGUCCAUGUACCUGGUCACUGUGGUUGGGAACCUACUCAUCAUCCUGGCCAUCAGCUCUGACUCCCACCUCCACACCCCCAUGUAUUUCUUCCUCUCCAACCUGUCUUUUGUAGACAUCUGCUUCAUCUCCACCACUGUCCUGAAGAUGCUAGUGAACAUCCAGACACAGAACAAACAUAUCUCCUACAGAGAAUGUCUCACUCAGAUGUAUUUUUUUAUGGUUUUUGGUGGAAUGGAUAAUUGUCUCCUGACUGUGAUGGCCUAUGACCGGUUUGUGGCCAUCUGUCACCCGCUGUGCUACAUGGUCAUCAUGAACCCACGCUUCUGUGGCCUCUUGGUUCUGAUAUCUUGGGUCAUUAUUUUCUGUAUCUCCCUCCUUCACAUUCUACUGAUGGUGCAGCUGACCUUCUGUAUAGGCACUGAAAUCCCACAUUUCUUCUGUGAACUGGCUCAGGUUCUCAAGGUGGCCUGCUCUGACCCCUUCAUCAAUGACAUCUCCUUGUAUGUGGCCACUGCACUGCUGUGCGUGUUUCCUCUGACUGGGAUACUCUUUUCCUACUCUCAAAUUGUCUCCUCCUUAAUGAGGAUGGCCUCCACUGAGGGCAGGUAUAAAGCAUUUUCCACUUGUGGGUCUCACCUCUCUGUGGUCUCCUUGUUCUAUGGGACAAGCAUGGUGGUCUACCUCAGUUCUGCUGUGACCCGUUCUUCCCAGAGAAGCUCGAUCGCCUCAGUGAUGUACACCAUAGUCACCCCUAUGCUGAACCCCUUCAUCUACAGCCUGAGGAACAAGGAUGUGAAGAGGGCCCUGGGAAGGCUCCUCAGACAAGCAACCUCUUGCCUGUGA
Ceratotherium simum simum (southern white rhinoceros) is the source of this 939-nucleotide messenger RNA. The record is from RefSeq and is a predicted model, not a curated record. Lineage: Eukaryota; Metazoa; Chordata; Mammalia; Perissodactyla; Rhinocerotidae.